AUGAAUGGCGAACUUACCGAUAAAUAUGUAGAGCGGGAAACAUUGCUCGACGAAGAUCUACGUAAAGAUCUUAUUUCCAUAGCCGUAGAGAAGCAUAUUCCUGUGGAAACUGGCUAUACAUUAUGCGCAGAUGAUUUCUAUGAAGGUCAGUUCUGA
Molecule: messenger RNA, 156 nt
Organism: Strongylus vulgaris
Lineage: Eukaryota; Metazoa; Nematoda; Chromadorea; Rhabditida; Strongylidae
Source: the annotation of a GenBank genome assembly